This is a messenger RNA of Phaethon lepturus (White-tailed tropicbird), 2625 nucleotides long. Its product is annotated as mucin-16-like. The transcript has 22 exons. NCBI's taxonomy places the organism in Eukaryota, Metazoa, Chordata, Aves, Phaethontiformes, Phaethontidae. The record is from RefSeq and is a predicted model, not a curated record. Bases 1 to 2625 code for a protein of 874 amino acids.
AUGCAAAAUGAUGGCUUUCAGUUUGAUCAAGUGAUUGUUUACCAUGAAGUGAGCAACAGGACAAAUGGCAUCACCAACUUAGGAAUCUACAGCCUGGACCAGGAAAGCCUGUAUAUCAAUGAUUACCAUGAAGCUCACCUCAUGCCUCGUAAAUCUGUGAAGAACAUGGAGGGCACUGCCAUGGAUGCAGUUUGCACAUACAGAGCCAAUGCUACCACUGCUGAAUUUGAUCGAAUCAAGGUUUAUCAUGAGUUCAGCAAGAUGACAGCCAGCUGCACUGAGCUGGGACCCUACAGGCUGGAUGCAGCAAGUUUUUAUGUUAGCGGUUAUAAUGAACUGCAGCCUAAACUAUGUAAGUCAAAGAAGGACAGGGAUGACACAGGAGUAGAUGCCAUCUGCAGCUAUAGAGAUGAGCCUUCAGAUCCCAAGUUCAGCAGAGUGACAGUUUACCACGAGCUGAGCAACAUGACAAAUGGCAUCACCAAGCUGGGACACUACAGCCUUAACAACCAGAGCCUCUACAUUGCUGAUUACAAUGAACCACAUAGUCUGUCACUGGUGAAGCCAACCACCACACAAAUCCCAGGACCAAUAAUAGAGCAAUUCAUACUGAACUUCACAAUAAUCAACCUCAGGUUCACAACAGACCUAGGGAUACCAAAUUCCUCUAAAUUCAAUUCUACUGAGAAAAUAAUGCAACAUUAUAUUGACCCCCUGCUUCAGAGGAGCAGCAUUGGCCCCUAUUUCACCGGCUGCAAAGUAACAGAAUUCAGGUCAGUGAGAAAUAGGGAUUACACAAGAGUUGACACCUUCUGCAACUAUGAAAAUGGCUCCCAAGUGCCCAAGUUUGACCAAGCUAAGGUUUACCAAGAACUAAGGAGCAUGACAAAUGGCAUCACCAAAUUAGGAAUCUAUAACCUGGACAGCAAAAGCCUCUAUAUCAAUGCUCUGAGCAUAACCACUGCACCAAGCCCAACAUCCAGGCAUUUCACACUCAAUUUCACCUUGACCAACCUCCAGUACACUGCAGAUCUGGAUGCACCAAGCUCUCGCAAAUUCGUUUCCACAGUGAAAGUCAUCAACCAUUAUGUUGACCCUCUUUUCAAAAGAAGCAGCAUAAGCUCUGCCUACACAGGAUGUGAAGUGAUAAGAUUUAGGUCUGUGGGAGACAGGGAUGACCAUACAGGCGUAGAUGCUGUCUGCAGCUACAAAAACAAUGUCAGCCUUGGCAGAUUUGACAGAGAAAAGGUUUAUCAUGAGCUGAGAACCAUGACAAAUGGUGUCACCAAACUAGGGCACUACAGCCUGGAGAAGAACAGCCUGUACAUCAAUGGUUUUCCCCUCACAGACACAGCUAUCACCAGAAAGCCUGUCUUGACUGAAGCUCCAGCCAAAUUGGGCUACAGAUUGAGCUUUAGAAUAGUCAAUGAAAACCUAACUAACCCAGACUCUCAGUCUCCAGAAUACAAAGCAGCAGUGGAAAGCAUCAAUAACAAGAUGAAUCAACUAUACCUUCAGAGCAGCCUGCGAGACCAGUUCCUGAACUGCAGUAUCACAAGGCUGAGGACUGGAUCCAUAGUGGUCAACUGCAAGUGCUUCUUCAAACCAGAGCCCAGCAUCAACAGGGCUGUGGUUGAAAGGGCUUUUCAGAACGGCACUUGGAAUGCAACUGGACUGUGGCUGGGAAGCAGUUACCAGCUGCAAGGAUUCUCAGUAGACAGCUUGGAACUAGCAAUUGAGGCAGCAACUUACAACACCCCCCUCAAGACUGGGAAAGAAAACAUCAGAUUAAAUUUCAGAAUCUCCAACCUUCCCUACUCCCCAGAACUGCAGGACUCCAGGUCACAGAUGUACCAAGUGAACAAGGAGAAAACUGAGAAAGGGCUUGAUGUAUUCAGAACUAGCAGCCUGAAGGACUGCUUCGCUGGCUGUACUGUUGAGAGCUUUGGGCCUGUCCCCAGGAAAGCUUACACAAACGUUGCCUCUAUCUGCAAAUUCACAGUGGACCCCUUCUCAAAGGCUUUACAAAAGCAAGACUUCUAUGAGGAGCUGAAACGGCUGACGCACGGCUUCACCAAGCUGGGCCUCAGUUUUGAGCUGGAAGAUCAGAGUCUGAUUGUUGAAGGUUACUCUCCAGUCAAAACAGAUGAACAGGAGUCUGAAAGAUCUGAGUAUGUGCUGCUCAUCACUGAACCCCCGCUCAACCUCACCACCCACCAAGAGAAGACGGUGGAGAUGGUGUUGAAAUCACUGGGUUCCCCCAGCCUCUUUGUUGCCCACCAGCAUGUUCUCUCCAUCUACACCCAUGGCAGAACCAGCAGUCUGGUGGCAGACAUGGGCUAUACUGUCAGCCAUGCUGUGCCAGUCCAUGAGGGCUACAGCUUGGCACAUGCCACCAAGAGGAUGGACCUGGUGGGGUCAUGCCUCUCCUGGUACCUGACCAUCAGCCUCAGCAAGGAGAGGUUUCAGUGCCCAGAAGUGCUCUUCAACCCUCCAAAGUGGGGAAUUUCCUAUGUGGGCAUCCAUGACAUGACCCAGAGAAGCCUCAACCCACUUCCAAAAGAAAUCAGGUCAACAAUGUGCAAAAGCAUCCUCCUGUGCAGAGGGUCCUCUCUAAGAGGCUAG